CAAAUCGUUUCCUUGUUAAAAAUUCCCUCUUCGUUUGAGCUCUUUGACGAUGGCACCGCCAGAUUCCUCCAUGGAUCUCUCCAUUGUCAAGCUCCUCGAAGAAGACGACAAGGAUGACGCUAAGCAUUCGGAAUAUGACUUGGAAGUGUUUCAGAAAGCUCUGAUUCGAGAUAUCGAAGAAUUAAAGCAAACUCAGUCUACGAAACUGCAAACGAUGAGUAGCCCACAGGCUCAUAGGGUGGAACAGCCUGUUGUCCCUGUGAAUCAUGGUCUUACACUAGCACAAGUUUGUGAUUUGCUUCGUAUCUUAGUAGACCAAAACAAAGAUAGAAAGAGUUAUUUUCAAACCCUGUAUAAUAAAUUCAAGGGAAAAGAAAUAACAACAGAGGGGCUCAUACAAAAUCUGAAGGCUGCUGUUGGUGAUCAGAUGAUCAGAUCGGCAAUUAGCAAAUUGCAUCAGCAACAACCGGUUAAUCCGAGGGUCAAAGUACCUGGACGCCAAAACCAUGACAUAGUGUCUAAAUCUGCUGAAACCAGUGCUCAAGAAUCAGAUCCUCGUGAAGUUCAAGUUAACCAACCGCCUUCUACAACUUCAGGCACCUUAAGCAGUUCAGCUACUGUGCAGGGCUUAAAUAAGCAACCCAAGCAAUACAUGCAGCUUUCAUCAAGUUCUUUUCAUAUGGGUACCAACUCUGGAAGUCUUAAUUCAUACCCAGGGACAAAUGUCAAUUCUCCUGGUUCAUUGCCGAGCGCGAGACUUCCUCAUUUCCAGCACAUCUCUUAUAAUCAGAAUGUGGUACCAGCCAGUGUUCAAGGACCAACCAAGUCUACUAUAAACAUGACGACAAUACCCAAGAUUAAGAGGCCAACUUCUAUAAAUGGCCCAAGUAGGGUUCAGGAUGGUCCUGUAUCCAACUUCCAAAACAACUCAUCCCUGCCUCUAUAUUCUUCUCCUUGGCAAGAAUCAGUCACCAAGGACCAUACAGUGGGCCCUUCGUCAUCAGUGGUCCAUGUGAAGCAGAAAUUGAUUGAUCAAAGUUUUGACCAGGCACAGAAGCCUCAUUCUUUGGUGAAGCAAGGCAUGAAUACUGUUCUACUGGAACAGCACAAUGCAAUUCCAAUUAGUUCAAAUGAUGAAUUGGAGAAGCAGUCUUCUAAAAUGUUUUUAUCCACCUCUGCAAGCUCUGUUUUUCCUUCAACGACAACACAGCUGGACUCUAGCAAGAUGGUAUAUCUCCCUCCCCCAUCUGGAACCAUAACGACAGCAACUAAUGUCAGGAAGACAUCAGACAUGCCUUCUAUUGGUCAGAAAAAACCUCUUGAGGCCCUAGGUUCUUCGAUGCCACCAUCACGAAAGAAACGAAAACAAUGUGGAACUUCUUCAGAUCGAAGUAUUAAAAAAUUUAAUGAUGUCACUGCUGUCAGUGGCAUCAAUCUUCAGGAAGAGGAAAAAAAUUUAUUAGGUUCUUGGCCCAAAAAGAACAGUCGUGUUUCUAAAGCAUCCCAAAGAUUUGUGCAGGAAGAAGAAGAAAAAACGUUUUUGCAGAAAAUUCCACUGCAGAGAAAGCUGACAGAAAUUAUGGCAAAAAGUGGUUUAAAGCAUAUAGACCAUGAUGUAGAGCGGUGCUUGUCUCUGUGCGUGGAGCAAAGGAUGCGAGGACUAUUGUCGAAUAUAAUACGAAUGUCAAAGCUGCUUUUGCAGCGGACUGAUCCCGAGAAGUGUAGAAACCAGACUUUUAUCACAUCUGAUAUCCGGAAAGAAAUUAAUGAAAUGAAUCAGAAGGUGAAAGAGGAAUGGGAAAAGAAACAUGGUGGAGAAGAAAAGGCUAAGAAUGAAGACAACCAUUCAAAACAAGUGACGGCAAAGGAGGACGCAGAUCAAAGGAGAGCUAAGGCUGCAAAUGUUGCUGUUCAUGCAGCCGUUGGAGGAGAUGAUAUGUUUUCAAAAUGGAAACUUAUGGCAGAAGCACGUCAGAAAUCUUCUCUAGGGCCAGGAAAAAACUCCAAAACACUCUCUAGUGAAAUUGGUGGUACACGAUUUGGAAAGAACCAGGGUUUACCAAAAGUAGUCCGGUCAAUCUCUGUGAAAGAUGUGAUUGCUGUGGUGGAACAAGAGCCUCAGAUGUCGAGAUCGACGCUAUUGUAUCGCUUAUACAAUAAAAUCUGCUCGGAUGUUUGAACCCAAGAGAAGAAGGCAUAGAUAGAAACUUCUUAGGACUAAUUUUUUUCUUCUUUAGUAGAAACUAUUAGAUUCUUUAUUCCAUUAAAAGUGAUGCCAUUACAAACUCCUAAACAUGAUCAAGAUGCUAAAGUACAUCCUUAUUUCUUAUCCUUCUACGA
Molecule: messenger RNA, 2340 nt
Organism: Capsella rubella
Lineage: Eukaryota; Viridiplantae; Streptophyta; Magnoliopsida; Brassicales; Brassicaceae
Product: transcription initiation factor TFIID subunit 4
Exons: 15
Coding region: 50-2179 (709 amino acids)
Biological process (GO): transcription initiation at RNA polymerase II promoter
Cellular component (GO): transcription factor TFIID complex
Molecular function (GO): protein heterodimerization activity; DNA binding; RNA polymerase II general transcription initiation factor activity
Source: RefSeq, a predicted model, not a curated record